This is a messenger RNA of Triplophysa rosa, 4742 nucleotides long. RefSeq names its product insulin-like growth factor binding protein 5a (gene igfbp5a). The transcript has 4 exons. Bases 798 to 1592 code for a protein of 264 amino acids. NCBI's taxonomy places the organism in Eukaryota, Metazoa, Chordata, Actinopteri, Cypriniformes, Nemacheilidae. The record is from RefSeq and is a predicted model, not a curated record. Gene Ontology annotation, cellular component: extracellular region. Gene Ontology annotation, biological process: regulation of insulin-like growth factor receptor signaling pathway. Gene Ontology annotation, molecular function: insulin-like growth factor I binding; insulin-like growth factor II binding; fibronectin binding.
UGAAUGUCUGUAAACAUUUCUUACGACAGGCCAUUUGCAGUGGGCAGAUCUGAGUGUACUUCAUAGGUGUGAGUUUCCUGAAAAAUAAUGCACUCCUUUAGAACGUUCGUCAGCCAAUCAGAAUGAAGCACUCAACAGCCCCGUGGUAUAAUAAUAUAUAUUGUGCAUUUCUAAGGCAGCAUUAUACUGUAUAUCAUUGUCGAGCCUGACAAUGAACAUUAGAGCGCCACCCUCAGAUUCAAUGACGUAAGUACACGAGACCUUAGCCAAAGGUGUUCUGAAUGUCCAGUCAUUGAAAUCAUCUUGCUUUGGUGAUUUCCUGCACUUAUUUUUUCUACUUUCGAUUUCUAUGUUGCUUUAUUUGUAAGACUGCACCAAAUUCAUAAAUGCACCGCAUCACGUCAGGACCCGCCCAAGAAACAGCAGCACCUAUAAAUGAAGUGCACUCUCCUUCACCGCUGUUCACGUAGGCAGCGAUUAACAGCAGCUCUCGUACGGAAAGAUUCUUCGCUUGAUUGCACUGUAGGACCUCGGACUGAAACAUCUGAUAUUAUAUUGAAUAUAGGGUUAAACAUAGGUAUUUCGUAUAGGUCUGUUGUUCUCUGAUUUCUACUGAUCCAGUUGCAUCUCAGGACAUAGGCUAUAGAUGACAGCAUUCUGUGCAUCAUUGGAUUGUAUUAAGGGGUGAGAGAAAAGGAGAGCAUUUGACAUUUUAACAACGAACUUCUUUGCUUUGACCAGGCGCUACAUCCUGUUUUUUAAAUAAAGGCAGGCUGAAUAGACACUACCUGACGACCAUGUUGCUAAGUUUUUGUGCUUUGAUGUCAUUGGUAUGGGGACUGCCCAGCUGCUCUGCUUCUUACGUGCCCUGUGAGCCGUGCGAUCAGAAGACGAUGUCCAUGUGUCCUCCAGUACCGGUUGGGUGUCAGGUGGUGAAGGAGCCCGGCUGCGGCUGCUGCUUGACCUGCGCGCUGACUAAAGGGCACGCGUGUGGAGUCUACACGGGCACAUGCGGACAGGGAUUGCGCUGCCUGCCUCGGAACGGGGAGGAAAAACCACUUCACGCUCUGCUUAACGGCAAAGGGGUUUGCAUGAACGAGAAAACAUAUAAACCACCUGCUAUUCUAAAACAUGGUGAGUCAAAGGACGACCUGGUUUCUGCGGUAACAGAGGAUUUGCUUUCCCAGGCCAAGGUUCCAGUAUUCCCAAGAGCCCACAUUAACAGCCAAAAAGCUCAGGCCAUGCAAAAAGACAAGACGAGACAGCAGUCUAAACUGAGGACCAUGGGCCGUAUGAAAUAUUCCCCUUUUGCCAUGGACAAACACCAGUCUGCGAUUGGUCCAUGCCGAAGGAAGCUAGAUGAAAUUGUCCUAAGGAUGAAGGACACCUCCAGAGUCAUGGCUCUUUCACUCUACCUGCCCAACUGUGACAAAAAAGGAUUUUUCAAGCGCAAACAGUGUAAACCAUCCAGGGGGCGUAGACGGGGAAUCUGCUGGUGUGUGGAUAAGAAUGGAGUUCAAAUGCCAGGGACUGACUACAGUGGAGGUUACAUCCAGUGCAAAGAUCUCGAGAACAACAGAAGCAACCAGUGAGACAAUUUGUUCACCUAUGACAGGGCCAUACACUCACCCUUGUCUGCCAUAUUAGGUCAAUUGCGUGUCAUCCCUUAUUUUCAAACAUAUGUCCUAAUGACAGAAUCCCUCUAGACACUACCAUUCACAAGUGUGGAAUCACUACAAAGGUUGUAUGUUUUUAAAAUAAAUGAUGAUAGUAAUGAUUAAACUGAUCAUAAAUUAAACUGAUCAAGAAUUGCAGUCAAGACAUUAUGUUACAAAUGACUAUUUAUAUAAGAUACUGUAUAAUGAUGGGACUUUAUUUAAUAAAUUGUAAAGAUAAUCUCAUAAAUGCUGUCAUUAUUAAUAUUUAAUUUAUCUGUAAAUAUCAGAAUGAAGUAUUCCAGAGCACUGUGUAAUAAAGAACUGUAAUGUGUUCAACAAACUUGGAACUACUUCAUUCAUUAUUAGGAAAUAAUUAAAACUUCUGAACAUCAGUCAGCCAAUCAAAUUCAAGCAUUUAAAGCGGCCAUAACACGCGCGGUUUCUGCCAAUCUCAUAUUAAUCUUGAGUACCUACAGUAUAGAGUAGUAUUGCAUACUUCGUAUCUUCGAAGAGUAUUUAGUUUGAUUACAUUUAUAAAAGAUAGAUACAGCUGUACGAUUAUUUCCGAAAGCAUACGGUGCAUGCGGGGGGAGGGGUAGGCUGAACUAAAGCACAUGUGCAUCCAUUGCCAACAAAACACAGACAUCAGUUUCACUCACCGCAUGCGGUUCAUGUCCGGCAUCUUUUAGCGCUGGGACGGCACCAUAUAUUAGUUUCAAACGAUCUCCAAAUCCAGCGUUAUAUCCACCGUUUAUAUAACAUUCAUCACCCAAAUGCAGUGAACAAACAAACACUUGAACUUCGCGAACGUAUGCUCUCUCUCUCUCCUGCACACAAGUGAAAGUGACGUCUGCGCAUGCUCCUUCUCCUGGUCUCCUUGCUGCCGCGUGGGCGUACCGCGUGCUUUUCCGGGAGAAUUGUCCAAUAGGGACUAAGAAAAAUUGUUACGAAACAGUUUUAUAUGUUCGAAAAAAACUUUCCGAAACCUGUACGAUCGCUGGGGGAGUGUAUCGAGAACAGAAAUACUACGUAAUACGCCCUACUCGUUUUUUGACAAGUUGACCAUGUUAAGCAUGAGAAGACAACACGCUUAACAUUGUAAAGAAGUCAGAAUGCAUGAAACACCGUUGCACGGCCGCUUUAACAACACUGUGGUAUACAUGUAAAAAUGAACAAACUGCAUUCUUGCUGGUUAAUAUUUUGUUCAUCUUAGAAUCUUUAAGAAGCUGUGCAGACCUUUCCAACUGUUUAUUGAGAUAUUCUAUUUUAUUCUAUAGCAGUUCUAUGGUGUGGUUGGCUUGUGGGUAAUUAUUUUUAUUUUUUUAACUUAUCUAACUGUUUUCACAUGCAACAAAAAAUAAUGAAAUAACAAUCAGCGACAUGUGCGGCACAGUUAUACAAACAGUAGCUCAGUGAUAAGGCCAUUGCAAUGCUUUAUUGUAAAUUAACUUUGACCAUUGACCAAUCAGCAUCAAUGACAGUAAAUAUAUGUUUUAUAAUAAUUAGAGAUCCAUCGAUACUAAAUUUCUCCACCGAUAGCAGAUUAUUCAGAGUGAUAUCUGCAGAUGCCUAUAGCCUUUCCGAAGAUUAAGUUAACAUUUCUUAACUUUCUGAAUGUUAUUAAUUCAUAUAAUGAUCGGGAUCAUCAAAAUAGCUUUUAUCGGCAGAUACUGAUUAUUGGCUGAUAUAUCGGUGAAUCUCUAAUAAUAAUGUAUUUGACUGCUUUUUGAUCAGUUACCAGUUACCUUGGUAAACGGAAACAUCAGUUUAAUUGAAAAACUCGAAAACGUUUUGCAAAGUGAUUCCAAACGUCUGAAAAGUAGUGUAUGUAUCCAUGCACCUUUAAACACCUCAGACAAUAUAAGCACCAGUUAUCAAAUCCUGUAGUUAUCUUCAAAAUCACCUGUCACAUUAAAACAAAUUGUGAUGUACUGUAUAUCUCAAAAUCAAUGUGUAUUUCUUGGUAUGAUUUUAUGAUUAAGGUAGAAAUGUAUUUGAAGAUUUUUUUUCACUGUAUCCUAAGCUUAUUACUACACUUACAAAAAGGCUAGAUGCUUUUGUCCCUACAAUUUCUCAUACACUUUCUGAUUUUAGUUAUUUUGCACCCAAGUGUUCAAUUUGAAUGAGUUGCUUGCAUGUAUUCCACUACUUUACUCCAGAUCUUAGGUAAUAAGCUUACUGUCCUGCAAUAUCACCUAGCCGAUAAGAAUAAAACUCAGUUCAUAUUAUAACAAUACAUUUAAAAAAAUGAAAGAAAUCUAGAAGAAUCAGCUUUUCCUCUGCAGAAAUGUUGGGGGGGGGUCUAGAUAACUUUCCAUGAAGUAAGGGAGAUGCAUUAUUAACAUACAUUAACCAACCAGCCAUCUUCUCUUCUCAUACCCUGUCUUUAUCUCUUCAGGGUCUUCUUAUCUCAGUAUUCUAUUUUGUAUCUUUACAUUGGGUUUUCAAAAAAGGCACAAACACUAAGAUGUGACCUAUAGUAUUCAGAAGUAUAGAUUUAAACUUCAAGCUCUUUAAAGAAGACCUGGUGAGAUCAAAGUGUUUUGUAGGUCCUUGCCCACAGAAUGUUUUCCAAAUAACAAUUUAUAAUUAAUAAAUUAAUAAUAAUUUAGAUUAAUAAAAUAAUAAUGUUUUUUGUCAAUUCAUAAUUGUUCUCAAUUGUCCCUGAAGAAACUGUUCAACUGUAGAAUUGUGGGAAUCGGAACUGUAGAAGCAUAUGUGUUUAAUAUAAAUAAUACCUCAGAUUGACUCAUAUUGACUCAUACUUUAUGACUCAUACUUUUAUUUCAACCUAAUCCCAAAAUAUCAGAUUUCUUCUGAUAAAACUCUAUGCUUAGGUAGGCUUGAUCUUGUGUGAAACAUCAGUGUGAACUGCGAAGCAGACCUGUGUGACAAGCUUUGCAGGGCAGGGUUGUAGAAUUGGAAAUAAAAUGAAUACUGGCCAAAUCUGACUUAAAAAUAUAAGAACUAUGGUAUAUUUUUCCUUUAGAAUAUCUUUGUCACAAACUGUGAGAAGAACCCAAUUGCAGGCAGCCAGAGGUGAAGGGGUUAACACAGACUUUUAUUUAACAAAAUAAAACAAAA